GUGGCGCUAUUUAUAAAUUUCUUUGCAGAAUUACUUUUUAGUUCAGAAAAUAACAAUUGUUUUUUCUUAUAAAAACAAGAAUUAUCGAUGAACAUCAAAAGUUCUUUUGUAAAAUUCGCGUUUUCGUCGUCAUUGGGUGGUAAUGAUGUCACCAAUUUUACAACACUGCCCAUGUUUAUAUGCAGAAAAUGAUGAUAUUAGACACUUGGAUUAUAGUCAUUCCAAUUUGGAAGAUGUACCUAAUGAAGUUUUUAGUUUUGAAAGAACAUUGGAAGAAUUGCAUUUAGAUGCCAAUCAGAUUUGUGAUCUUCCACGGCCAUUAUUUCAUUGCCAUGGACUUCGAAUAUUAUCCUUAAGUGACAAUGAUAUAAAAUCAUUACCACCGGCUAUUGCUUCUCUCAUAAACUUAGAAGAACUUAACAUCAGUAAAAAUGGAAUACUUGAAAUUCCUGACAAUAUUAAAGGUUGCAAGUGCCUUACAAUUAUUGAAGCAAGUGUUAAUCCUUUAGGCAAACUUCCAGAAGGUUUUACACAGUUGAUUAAUUUAGAAGAAUUAUAUUUAAAUGAUACGUUGUUGGAAUAUUUACCUGCUAAUUUUGGAAGACUUUCACACUUACGUAUAUUGGAGUUGAGAGAAAAUCACUUGAAAGUACUUCCAAAGUCUAUUGCUAGAUUGACAGAACUCAUUCGUUUAGAUAUUGGUCAAAAUGAUUUCACAGAAUUGCCAGAAGUAAUUGGAAAUCUGAAGAAACUGGUUGAAUUAUGGUGUGAUUGUAAUAAUAUUAUUGCUCUUCCUUCAUUUUUAGGUAAUUUGAAGAAAUUAAGCCAUUUAGAUGCAAGUAAAAAUAAGAUAUAUGAAAUUUCACCUGAAAUAGAUGGCUGCACAUCACUUGUUGAUUUGAGUUUAUCAACAAACAGAUUAAAAGAGCUUCCAGAUAGAAUAGGAAAUCUAAAAAAGUUGACAGUUUUAAAAAUUGAUGAGAAUCGACUUGUUUCUUUACCACAAAGUAUUGGAAGAUUAUAUAAAUUAGAAGAACUCAUUAUUAAUUCGAAUGAUUUGGAAUAUCUUCCUGAAAGUAUUGGUUUAUUACGAAGUCUUCAUUCAUUGUUUGCUGAUGAUAAUGUUCUAGUUGAAUUACCUGCUGAGAUAGGAAGUUGUGUAAAAUUAUCAAUUUUGUCUUUGAGAGAUAACAAAUUAAUUGAAAUACCAGCUGAGGUUGGACAUAUUUUAAAUUUAAAAGUUAUUAAUUUAAGUGGAAAUCAACUUGAAUAUCUUCCAUUCAGUAUUGCAAAACUUAUUAAUCUUCAAGCAUUAUGGCUAUCAGAUAAUCAAAAUAAGCCAUUAAUACCACUUCAGUCUGAUUUUAAUCAGUCAACUGGGCAACGUGUGCUGACAUGUUUUAUGCUUCCUCAAGUUUCUUCAGAUGGAGAAGAUGCUGAUAGGAGAUGGAAUUUUGAAUUGUAUGAAGAACAUUUGAAAGAAGAAAGACAGCAAAUAAAAUUUGCUUUUGAUACUCACCUUGAUCAGCCUGGGAAAUUAGUUCGAGCUCCCACUCCUUAUCCAAAGGAAUUGAGACCUCAUGCAAAAAAAUAUGCAUUGAAAAAACAUGAAACAAAAGAAUUAAUAUUUAAAGAACCCAAAUCUGAAAUGAUGGGAUUUGAGCAUCUGAAUAAACAUCAGAAUAUGGAGAAUUGUGUAGACUUAAAAGGUAUGGUACUAGCUGUAGGAAAUAUUGAAUCUCGCGGUAAAGUUAAAGAAGCAAAGAUUUCAAAACCAACAUCUCCUAACAUGUCACCUCACCUCAGAGAAACAUAUCAGAAUUGUAUAUCACCUGUUAAUAAGAGAUAAAAUGAAUCUCUGUGUUCCUGAUUUAUAAAUAAUUGAAAACUAUAUAUAUAUAUAUCAGUAUUAGAAACAAAAUGAAGUUUUAGUUGUUUUACGAGUAUCGGUGGUUUUAUUAGAGCUUUUUAUUAUUAUUAUUUAUGCAUUUCAGCUUUUUUAAUUUAACAUUUUUAAAAAUUUGGUAGAAAUAUUUAUCAUAUUUAUAUCUGGAUGGGUGCUAAUAUUAAAAAAAAAUAAUUUUUAGCAUUUAUCUAUAUAUAUAUUUUUUUUAGUCACAGUUAUUUCAUAUUUUUGUGAAGAGAAAGUAAGUGAACGAUUUUCAUUCCAUGUUAUGUAAUUUGUGCCUUGUUAUAUUUUUAUGUACAAUUUAGUUAUUUUGUUGAAAAAUUGUUAAUAAAAAUGAGUUGACGGUAAUGAUGUUGAAAGAAUAGUUAAACAUAUCAAAUUGUUGAAAUAUUACUAGCAAAUUUUGAAAUUUUAUAAAUCAGUUAAUUGAUGCCAGAAAGAUAAAAUGGCAUAAAGAAAAUUUUAAAAUUA
This is a messenger RNA of Centruroides sculpturatus (bark scorpion), 2380 nucleotides long. It is a transcript of the gene Lap1, whose product is annotated as erbin-like. Lineage: Eukaryota; Metazoa; Arthropoda; Arachnida; Scorpiones; Buthidae. The transcript is spliced from 15 exons. The record is from RefSeq and is a predicted model, not a curated record. Gene Ontology annotation, cellular component: postsynaptic membrane; adherens junction; postsynaptic density. Bases 143 to 1849 code for a protein of 568 amino acids. Gene Ontology annotation, biological process: neurotransmitter receptor transport, endosome to postsynaptic membrane; neurotransmitter receptor transport postsynaptic membrane to endosome. Gene Ontology annotation, molecular function: protein binding.